AUGAUCGAUGAAAACCUACCUACGUUCUUCCUCAAGAACAAUUCAAAACAACCUCAGAUCAGCACGAUAUACCAUCGUCAACAUGGCAAUGACCCCGAACCUGCUUACUCCUUGCGCGCCCUUGACCCCGCCGCCCCAACAUCACAAAACCGCUACGGAGUCGCGCUGUAUGACCCUUAUGUGACAGAUGUGGUCUACGGCGAGGUUGCUGUGGCUCCAGAUUGGACCCAACCGAGUCUGUCGGCAGACACAAUACGAGCAAAUGGCGGCAUUGUACCGCCCCCAGAACCCAUCCUCCCUACAGAGUUCACUAUCCAACUCUACAACCCCGACCAAGAGAUCACAGUGAAAUAUCAUACCAAAUCGUGGAACAAACCAGCACGGUGGGAAUUUGAGAUGCCGCAAAACACAUUCCGGGUUCCGUCCACUUCAGCGCUAGACCAGACUCAGAUCGACCCCUCUCUUGCAGACGUUACUCCGAAGUUGAGGUUCAGCUGGCGCAAGGAUGGGAAGCUGUCUAAGGAUUUGACAUGUCUGUUGCACGGCAAAACUUCAACAAUUUCCGACACCCGUACAAAGAGCCGUGAGCCAGAUAUUACGGUCGCUUUAUUCCAAGGGCUCAAGGAGCUUACUCUCUACGAGCCCAAUCUUUAUCGCGUCGAGAUGGAAGAUACCAAGGGUUUGGAGGUCGUAUUACUCUUGGCUGCUGUUGCGAUUCGAGAUAUUUUCUUUGGGCCUGCCAAGGAGGCUUUUCAUAUCACCCCCGGCGGGCCGAACCAAGCUCGCAAGCAAGCCGUAGGGUCAACUGCAACUGCGGCGGUGGCCACACCAGCUGGUGAUCCCAGGCGCGAUCAGAGGAACUCACAGGCUCGACCUCCUGGCACAGAAAUGGGCAGAAAGCCAUCGACCCCUCGGCUUAGCAUCCCGAACUCCUCAUCCCCGGCCCCACAAGAGAGGAGGCGACAGGACGAACUUGCAAGACAGGAAGAGGAGCGACGAACCCAGGAGGUUCUCGCCGCAGAACAAAAAGCACGUCGUCGGCGGGAGGCAGAAGUUGAAAAAGAAACGAAACGCCUGCAGCAGUUAUACGGGGAGGAAGAAGAGCAAGCACGAAUGCAACGACAUACUCCAGCUCCAUCUUCCAGGCCCUACCUCCCGCCUCGACACACUGGACCUGGUCAGCCUUACUCCCACCAAUACUCUCAAUCUUCAGUCCAACUUUCCUCCCAACCUGCAGGUCGUCCAUCCCAUCAUCCCCGUCAACAGAAUUCCCACGGAGUUCCCAACAGCCCAUACCUCCAUGCACCGGGUCGCAUGGAUCCCCGAGCCCAAUCCUCCACACACCUUAUGCAGUCGCGACCACAACAGCCACGUCCACAGCCCAGACCACAGUCCACAGUUGGGUUCCACCAACAACCAACCAGCAGUGGUGCUCUCCCAGCAGCAUCGAGGCCAACGCCACAAGUCCAACCAAAAAAGAGCAGUUUCUUUGGGUUCCGGCGCAGCAAGGAGGAAAGUACUACCAAGCUUGAAAAAAAGCGGAGUUCUAUGGUCUGA
Molecule: messenger RNA, 1557 nt
Organism: Penicillium concentricum
Lineage: Eukaryota; Fungi; Ascomycota; Eurotiomycetes; Eurotiales; Aspergillaceae
Exons: 2
Coding region: 1-1557 (518 amino acids)
Source: RefSeq, a predicted model, not a curated record